AUGAACGUGUCAUCUGCCAACAUGACCGUGGUUAUAGAGUAUCGAGACUCCUUCACUAAAGCUGUGACCAAGAAUGUGAUUGUUCUGGUUCUCGGGAUCUCCAUCAACUACAUCAAUGCAGGCCUCAUUCAGACUUUUCGCAAACACCAGAUAUUCUACAUGAAUCCUCGGUAUAUACUGUUUUUCCACUUGGUUGUCAACGACAUGAUCCAGGUCAUGCUGACAGUCAUGCUAUUCAUCAUCAGCUACAUCCUCUACAAAAUAAAUGUCUCUGUCUGUUGCACCUUCAUCCUGCUUGCUCUUUUCACCACUGAAAACACUCCUCUGAACCUGGCCUGCAUGGCGGUGGAGUGCUACAUCGCCAUCUGCGCACCCCUCCACCACAUACAGAUCUGCACCAUCAAGAGAACUUUAAUGCUGAUUGGUUUAAUCUGGGUGACCAGCAUGCUGUCUGUUCUUCCUGAUCUGUUCAUCACCUUGGCCACUCAGCCUCUGGACUUCUUUAAUACCCGGGUGUUCUGCCUCAGAGAAACUGCUUUUCCAAAUCCCCACAUUAUCGAAAAGAGGGAUAUUACCUAUAUUGUGUAUCUGGUUAUAGUUUGGUUUGUUAUCUUUUACACCUACUUCAGAAUUCUGUUCACUGCAAAAACUGCUAGCAAAGACGCUAAGAAAGCCAGAAACACAAUCCUCCUCCAUGGGUUUCAGCUGCUGCUGUGUAUGGCAACGUAUGCAGAACCUCUGUUAAAACACGCUCUACUGCAAUGGUUUCCUAAGAACUAUCCAGACUCCCUGUUUGCUUGUUACAUUAUUAUACAGAUCCUGCCACGAUCCAUUAGUCCGAUCAUCUAUGGCAUACGAGACCAGACUUUCAGGAAGUACCUGAAAAGAUACCUGUUGUGUAAAAUGAGCUCACAGUAA
Morone saxatilis (striped sea-bass) is the source of this 918-nucleotide messenger RNA. Its product is annotated as odorant receptor 131-2-like. Gene Ontology annotation, cellular component: membrane. Gene Ontology annotation, molecular function: G protein-coupled receptor activity. NCBI's taxonomy places the organism in Eukaryota, Metazoa, Chordata, Actinopteri, Moronidae. Gene Ontology annotation, biological process: G protein-coupled receptor signaling pathway. The record is from RefSeq and is a predicted model, not a curated record. Bases 1 to 918 code for a protein of 305 amino acids. The transcript is spliced from 2 exons.